UGAUUUCUUAAUAAUUUAAAAUAAGAUAUUUUUUUUUGUGACAAAUCUGAUCUAUGAAGAUGUAGUCAAUAAAAUAGUAAAUAGGUAUACAUAGACUAUUGUACAAGACGCAAGUCCGUCGGUCGGCAUAAUGACAUCUGACAAUAUGACUAGGGUUAUGUAUCUGAUUUAAUUGUUUAAAAUAAAAUAUUUAUUAAAUAAAAUGUGAAGAAGUGUUCUAAGAAUGUAUUAGUAUUAAUACUAGUUAUUUUAUUUUUUAACUGUCUAUCACAGAUGUCACAAGUUGUUUUUGAAUGAAGUAGAUAUUUAAAUUAUUGAUAAACUAUAAUUUGUGAAUCAUGUAUUCUCCGCGACAAAAAAUUAUGUGGUUUGCAUUCAGUUCAAGAGUGUUUAUUUUGUUAAUUCAAAUGGUAUCAAAUAUUCUUAUUCCUGACCAUGAUGCAAAGGUUUUCAUCAGUCCUGAAGACCCGGCCUUACGUUCGAGUAAAGCUGAUAAUAUUGUUCAACUAUUUGUAGGAGGUAUGAAAAGAUGGGAUGCGCAGUACUUCAUACAUAUUGCCCAGUAUGGAUACACUUAUGAAAAUUGUUUGGCAUUCUUUCCCAUGUUUCCUUUAAUUGUAAGGUAUGUCGGUUACAUACUAAGUAGUGUUUUGGGAUCUGUAAUAAACUUUCACAGUACUCUGUUAAUAUCUUCCACUAUAAUAAAUAUAUUAAUAUUUAUGAAAUCUGCUGAUAUCUUACAUAAAUUGAGUAUUAGAGUACUUAGAAGUGAAAGUAGGGCAUAUAAAUCUGUAAUACUUUAUUGUGUAAAUCCAGCGAGUAUAUUUUUCUCAGCACCAUAUUCAGAAUCAUUGUUUGCAUUGAUGUCUUUUUAUACUAUGUUUAAAUGCACUGAAAAUGAGACCCUACGUUUCGCUAAUAUAGACAUAUUGAGUGCUCUACCAGCUGGGUUCUCUAUGAUAACUCGAUCGAAUGGUGUUAUUAAUUUAGGAUUUAUUUUCUAUGCUAGUUUUAAGAAUGUGAUAGAAAGGACAUUACCAGAAAUUGCGUACAAAUAUAGAACUUUGAAACAUAGGAUAAUAAUUCCAGUUUUAUUGCUACCAAUUUUUACAUCUACUGUGGCACUUUUCUUAACUGUGAUAGUAGCAAUUUUCCCAUUUGUUUUAGUACAAACUUACAAUUAUUUUAAGUUUUGUGUUCCCAAUGAUCACAAUCUACCUGAAUUUUUAACUAUUACAGAAUAUUUACUUCCUGGGACUGCAGCAAGUCCUUGGUGUAAUAAUUCAUUGCCACUUUCAUACUCAUACAUACAAAGACAUUAUUGGGGUGUAGGUCCAUUUGAAUACUAUAAGCUAAAACAAAUUCCAAAUUUUAUGCUCGCUUUACCAAUUCUGGUCUUAAUACUUUAUAACUGCUUAUCUUAUUUAAAAAACAACAUGAGACUACUUUUAAGACUUGGUUUGAAAGAAAAUAUAUUCAAUUUUAUAUAUUCCAGUAAAAUGGGCAACAGGCAAAAGCAAUAUUCCAAAACAUUUGGGGCCAAUGAUCCUGUUUUCUUUGUAUAUGUAGUACAUGUGCUAUUUUUGUCGUUCUUUUGUUUAGUGUUUGUCCACAUCCAGGUGACAACUAGGCUUCUGGCUUCUGCCAGUCCAGUUUUGUAUUGGAUUUGUUCAAGCAAGAUUAAUGUCGGUCCUACACCAACAUCAGACCAAAAUACUAUAAAUGAACAUUUCCGUCGUUUGGGUAUCGGUAAGAGGAUACCGUCGCACCAUUUAUCAAUAGCAAAUUUGGAGGGUGUUGAUAAUAUGUAUAGCAAGUGGAAAACUUUCAUUGUGUCUAGAAAGAUGCCAGAUUUCCAAUCCCAGUUCAUCCAAUGUUAUUUUCUCGGUUAUCUUGUUAUUGGGACUGUAUUGUUUUCCAAUUUCUAUCCCUGGACUUGAUAAAAUAUUUCAACUGUUACUUAUCAAAUUGUUUCAAAUAUUUCAGGAUAGAUAAUACAUAUCACUUAACUAUAUCAUACCAAACCUAGCACAAUUUUGAACCAUUGACAUAUCAUACCACAACAUACUUUUUAAACUAAGUCCAGGGCCAAUGUGUUCUUAAUUUUAGCGUUAUAAAUUAAUAAAGCCUUUUAUAAAUAAUCAUCGCAUGGGGCCUUUUGGGAACUAGUCCAUUAUAUAUUUUAAAAAUUAGAAUUAAUUGCUAGAUAGAAUUGUAGGUAGUGAGAAAAUAAGCUUUACUAUUUGAAGUUAAAUUUGAUCAUAGUGACAAAGUUAUUUCUAGUCAUAUUUAUAUCACAAAAUUGUAAUUGCAUUUAAAUUUAUUUUAAGAAUCGAACCACGUAGUUUAGUAUGAACCAAGUAAUAUGGUGGUGAGAGUGAAGAAUUGGAUUUUUCUGAUGUUAAUGUAAGUGAAUACAGUUUACAAUUAGUAUACAUAGGAAAAAUAUUAUUAUUAGAAUUUUUCGAAAUAUAAAUAUGAGAAAUGUGUGGCUUGGUUUUAAUAGAGCUUAAAUUUUUCAUCUAUAAAGUUGUCGUUUUAGUGUCAACACGCUUGUUUGUUGAUCUGUUAAUAAAACAUUUAAAUGGUGUAUUUGUCAACAUAUUUUCUUAUUUGUAUGGUUGUGAAUACUUCUUCUUAAAUAGACUCACAAUCACAAAAUAUAGUAUUUUAAAUAAUAGCUUCCAAUGAAUUUCUGCAAUAAAGUUUUUAAUAUUA
Molecule: messenger RNA, 2718 nt
Organism: Danaus plexippus (monarch butterfly)
Lineage: Eukaryota; Metazoa; Arthropoda; Insecta; Lepidoptera; Nymphalidae
Product: GPI mannosyltransferase 2-like
Exons: 2
Coding region: 339-1940 (533 amino acids)
Biological process (GO): GPI anchor biosynthetic process
Cellular component (GO): endoplasmic reticulum membrane; mannosyltransferase complex
Molecular function (GO): alpha-1,6-mannosyltransferase activity; GPI mannosyltransferase activity
Source: RefSeq, a predicted model, not a curated record